Molecule: messenger RNA, 2287 nt
Organism: Microplitis demolitor
Lineage: Eukaryota; Metazoa; Arthropoda; Insecta; Hymenoptera; Braconidae
Gene: Sce
Product: E3 ubiquitin-protein ligase RING1
Exons: 5
Coding region: 349-1710 (453 amino acids)
Cellular component (GO): ubiquitin ligase complex; PcG protein complex
Molecular function (GO): ubiquitin protein ligase activity; chromatin binding
Source: RefSeq, a predicted model, not a curated record
AAAAACUAUAACUUUACCGAGUCAUUUCCUAUUUAUAUACAUAUGUAUAUAUUAUUUAAAACUGUAGUGGACUACUUAAAAUUUUAUUGUUUUUUAAAUAACAAUUAAAUAUUUAAAAAAUAAUAAUUGAACAUAUAAAAAUAGGUAGUAUGUUAAGUUAGUGUUUAUAAAGAAAAAAAAAAAAAAAAAAAGAAAAUAAAAAUAAAAGAGUAAAAAGAGUAAUAUCACAGAUUGUAAUUUGUUGAGCUUUAUUUUCAGUUUUUAGUGUUUAGGUGUGUUAUAUUGCUGCAUAGCUGCAUUUCUGUAUUGUGUUGUUAACCUUAACCACCUUAACUUAAAAAAGCUAAGAUGGCGUCAACAGAGCAAAUAGGAUCCAACAAAACAUGGGAAUUAUCAUUAUAUGAAUUACAUCGUAUAUCACAAGAUGCUAUUACUGAUAAUACUGAAAUAGCAGUUAGUCCAAGAAGUUUACAUAGUGAAUUAAUGUGCCCUAUUUGCUUGGAUAUGUUGAAAAAAACAAUGACAACGAAGGAAUGUUUACAUCGAUUUUGCUCUGACUGUAUAAUUACAGCUUUACGAAGUGGCAAUAAGGAAUGUCCAACAUGUAGAAAAAAAUUAGUAUCUAAAAGAUCGUUAAGACCUGAUCCAAAUUUUGAUUUAUUGAUAUCGAAAAUUUAUCCAAGUCGUGAUGAGUAUGAAGCUCACCAGGAACGAGUGUUAGCUAAAUUAAAUAAGUCACAUUCUCAAGCAGCUUUAGUUAAUUCAAUAACCGAAGGUAUUAAAUUACAAAGCCAAAAUAGACCACAAAGAUCUAGAAGAGCAGCCAAUGAAUCAGAAAAUAGCAAUAAUGCAACAAAUUAUACCACCAACAACAACAAUACUAGUGGCAAUAACAACAAUAAUAAUAGUAAUAGUAUCAAUAACAACAACAGUAAUAAUAAUAAUAAUAACAUCAACAACAAUAAUAAUAUGUCUUCGAAUGUAAGCGCACCCACUACACCAAAUCCAGUUAACAAUAUUGUUACCAAUCAAAGUGACUCAUCUCAAGGUGCAACGGCAUUAAAUAAUAAUAAUAAUAAUAAUAAUAAUAAUAACAACAAUAACAAUAUUAGUAAUGCGGGUGGAAUUAAUUCGAAUUCAAAUUCAAUGAAUAAUAUUUUACAAGCAGCAAAUAGUCCAGCUAUUUCUGGUACAACCUCAAGAAAUUCAACAACACCAUCCCCAAAUCCAAAUAAUCAAAUUCCUAAACCAGCAAAACGUCAAAAAAGUCUACAAAAUUCGGAAAAUGAUUCAUCAAGUGCGGAAGCUGAAACUGGUGGUGGUGAUUCAAUGGUUGAUACAGAGGGAGAAGGACCUACUGAGCCUUUAAUGCUCAAUGAAAUUGAAUUGGUAUUUAAACCACAUCCCAUUGAAAUGGCUGGUGAUAAUUCACUUAUUAAAGCACUUAAAGAAAAUAGUAUUCGUUAUAUUAAAACAACCGCUAAUGCAACUGUUGAUCAUUUAAGUAAAUACUUAGCAAUGCGAUUGACAUUAGAUCUAGAUACAGAACUACCAGAAUCUGAUAGAUUAUUAAAUUUUUGCAUUUAUAUUGCACCUCAACCUGGCCAGUACAUAGUUCUAAGUGGCGCACAGACUUUACGCCAAGUUAAUGAUAAAUUUUGGAAAGUUAAUCGACCAUUAGAAAUGUACUACUCUUGGAAAAAAACCUAGGGAAAACCUCGUCAACUAGUGUUGGACGCAAGCUAGUCAUUAAACGCGUCUCUUAAUAAAUUUAAACAAAAGUAAAUUAAGUUAUUACUUGUAACUUUAAAUUUAUCAAUCCAUUUUUUUCUAUUAAACAUUAGUUAAUACUAAAAAUCAAUUAUUAUUAUUAUUAUUAUUAUUAAUUAUAUUGAUUAAGUAAUUGUCAUUUUUUUUAAAAGUUAUUGUAUUUUAUAAAAAAUAUAUGGUAGAUUUAAAUCUGUAUACUUGAAAAAGUUUAAAUUCAUUAAUUCACUAACUAUUGGAAUAAUGAAUGUAUAUUUAUGUACAUUAUUAAUUAAAUUUAGAAUAAAUAAAAAAAAGUAAACAUAUGUAAAUAUAUAUUAUGAGCAAGAUAAACUUUGAUUGGAUUAACGUCUUGAGGUAACGUAUUGGAGUUUUAUUGCCGUAAUACAGCAAUAGAUUAUUCUCUUAUUAUUUUAGAUAAUACAUGGAUAAAUAAUCAAGUAUUUUCUAAUAGUCUUUAAUAUUUAAUCAGUAAUCAUUAUUUAAAAACAUGAACAAACAUCCAAUUAUUACUAUUUUU